Strongyloides ratti is the source of this 1635-nucleotide messenger RNA. RefSeq lists its product as hypothetical. The record is from RefSeq and is a predicted model, not a curated record. The transcript has a single exon. NCBI's taxonomy places the organism in Eukaryota, Metazoa, Nematoda, Chromadorea, Rhabditida, Strongyloididae. Bases 1 to 1635 code for a protein of 544 amino acids.
AUGGAAACUAUAGAAAUGAUAACAUUUAUAGAUUUAAUGGAAAUCAGUUUAAUAAGAAAAAAGAUACUUCAAAAAUUAUCAACAUUUUGUGAUAUUAGUAAUCUUGCCAAAACUUCCAAAUAUAUGGAUUAUUUAAUUUACCAUGAAAAAAUUAGAAGAGAUAUGUUUCGUUAUUUUGAUGAACAGUAUAUUUUAAUUAAAACUAAAGGAAAUCCAGAAAUUAAAGAUAUACAAAAUUUGCAUAAUAUUAAUUAUUUAAAGGAUGAAGAAUUUUGUAAAGAAUUAGAAACUGUUCAAAAUUUUAAUGGUGAAACUAUUACUUUUAAAAAUGAGAUUACUUUUGAAAUUGUAAAUACAUUAGAAAACAUUAAUGCUAAUUUAAUUGACAUGUUUAUCAAGAGAUUAAUUAUUGAAGCAAAUAUUAAUUGUAGUUUUAGAAAACAUGUAACAAGUAUUGAAUUUAAAAUAGAAGAUAUUUCAUUUAGUCAAAACAACCAUAAUUUAGUUUUACAUACAAUAAGUUACAUGAACCAUCAAAAUAUAAAACGUAUAAAAAUUCCUGAUAUUGUUUUUAUGUCUGAUGUUCAAAAAUAUGACAAUUUAAAAACUGAGAUUUUUGGUGGUUUUCCAAAGUUUAAUGAAUUAAUAAUUACCGUUGUACAUAUUCAAGCUGGAUUUAUAAGAUUAAUAAAAAAUAAAUGUAUUUUGGAAAAAAUUUUAAAAGAAUUAUCAAGAAGAAAAAAUGCAACAUUAACUUUAGAAUGUUACUCUGAUGAAUAUAAUAUAUUUAUUAAUUUAGCUUAUAUGAUUCAAAAAAUGGCUACAAAAUAUCAAAUUAAAGUUAAAUGUGACAUUGGUCAUAUUAUUCCUUUAUUAAAAAGAAGACGUGAUCUUAUCUGUUCCACUGAAAGGUGUGUACUUUAUCCAAUUGAAAAUAUUGUAACAUCUUUUUUUAAUUACAUUAGUGGUUUUUCAAUGUUUAUGGUUGUGAUAAAAAAUUUACAACAUUUUAUUAAUGUAGAAAAGAUAGAAAUAAGAAUAUCCCUACUUAAUAUAAGAGAAGAAAUGAAAAAAAAGAAUUUAUCUGAUUUAAGUAUUUUAUCAUUAAAACAAUGUAAUAAGUUAAGAAAAAUAAAAAUCGAAUUUUUGGAAAAUUUUAAUGAUAUUGAAGAUUGUAAUAAUGAAAUACUUUAUGAUGACUUACAAUUUAUUGUUUCAAUAUUGCCUAAAUGUAUUGAAAGAGUAGAAUUAUGGAAUAUUCCUAAUUUAACUAAAGAUGUAAUGAAAAGAUUAAAUGAAUGUCUACCAAAUAUAAAAAUACUAGUAACUUGGGAAGUAACAUUUAAAGAUUUUGACUGUCUUAGUAUUUUAAAAAAUUUAAAAGCAUUUGUUUCAUAUCAAAAUUUUUUUAUUCAUAUUCCAGAUACAAUAAAACUUCUUGCCAUUGGAAGUAACAAUUGUUUAGAGGCUGAUGAUACUAAAAAACUUUUAUCCCAACAACUUAUAAAAAAAUAUUCAGAAAGAUUUUCAAAACGUGUUCAAAGUUCUCGUGGAAGGUUUAUUUUCUUUAAUGAUAUCAAACAAUGGAAAAAAUAUAAAAGAUUAUUUCAAGAUAAUUUUUAUUUCUUUUGUUAA